GCAGCGGCGACAGCAGCAGCGGCUACAGCAGCAGCGGCUACAGCAGCAGCGGCUACAGCAGCAGCGGCGGUGGCAGCAGCGGCGGUGGCAGCGGUGCUGACACUGGGACAGCGUUGUGAGGACAGUGGUGACAGCAAGAGCUGGAGGACUGGUAGAGGGAAAGGCACCAUGGCCUUUCCUCUGCGCCUCUUCCUCCUGCUCCUCCUGGCAGUGGCCCUGCCUGACAGGGCUGCCCAGGCUGCUCCCUGGCGAGCACAGGGAGCAGAUUGGAAUCAUCACAUGGAUUACCUGGAAGUAAUGAAUGAUGGCUUGAAAUUCUUGGAGGAUGUUGGAGCCAAGCCUCUCGGUGAAGGUGAUGCAGCUCCUCAACCCACACCCAGGACUGAGCCUCUGGGAGAUGGUGAGGUUACAGGUGUGUCUGCAGGGAGGACUUUGCCAGCUCCUGGGUUGGUUACUGCAGACAAGCCCGGCUCCCAUCGCAGGGCUCCCCAAAGACAGAAGACCAAAGAUACAGCAGAAGAGAAAUCCCUGGAACGAUCUGAACUUAUACGGCAAAUGCUGAAGGAAAUGCAGGGGGGAGCACAAGGAAUGAAACAAGAGCCUGUGCAGCAGGAAACCAUUCCCGAAGGAAGCAGCGAUUCUGUGCCCGACUCUGCUGCAGGAAGGGAGGCCAUGCCAGGCACAGUAACACAAGAUAAGGUUCCUGGCAAGGUUUCUCCAUUAGCUUGGCUGCAUAAUGUUGUGAAGCACACUGGGCCUCCUGCAGUUACAGGUGUGUCUGCAGAGAGCAUUGUCUCCAGCUCCUGAGCUGGUUACUGCAUCCAAGUCCAGCUCUCAACACAGCAGUCCUCCAAGAGAGAAGACCCAAGAUACAGCAGAAGAGAUAUCCCUGAAACGAUCUGAACUUAUACGGCAAAUGCUGAAGGAAAUGCAGGGGGGAGCACAAGGAAUGAAACGAGAGCCUGUGCAGCAGGAAAUUCCUGAAGGAAGCAGUGAUUCUGUGCCUGACUCUGCUGCAGGAAGGGAGGCCAUGCCAGGCACAGUAACACAAGAUAAGGUUGCUGGCAAGGCUUCACCAUUAGCUUGGCUAUAUAAAGUUUUGAAGCCCACUCGGCCUCCUGCAGGUAUGUUCUCAGUGUCCC
Cyanistes caeruleus (blue tit) is the source of this 1142-nucleotide messenger RNA. Lineage: Eukaryota; Metazoa; Chordata; Aves; Passeriformes; Paridae. The record is from RefSeq and is a predicted model, not a curated record.